Schistocerca nitens (vagrant locust) is the source of this 1157-nucleotide messenger RNA. RefSeq names its product clavesin-2-like. Gene Ontology annotation, cellular component: membrane. Lineage: Eukaryota; Metazoa; Arthropoda; Insecta; Orthoptera; Acrididae. Gene Ontology annotation, molecular function: phosphatidylinositol bisphosphate binding. Bases 175 to 1044 code for a protein of 289 amino acids. The record is from RefSeq and is a predicted model, not a curated record. The transcript is spliced from 8 exons.
CGACUGCCGACUUUAAGCUACAUUCUGCGCAUGCGCAAACUGCCGAUACAGGCUCAGCAGCACUGGAGAUAAUCCGUGGUGCUGCGUCCAGUGGUGAGUCUCUCUCGCGAACAGCGUGACCGGCUGUUUGACAGUGUAUGAAAUUAGACAAAGAACUGAAAACAUUGCCUGGAUAUGUCCAGUUUUCACAAAUCAUUAGAUGAGAGCUGGAAGCAACGUGCACAGCAUGAGGUGUUGGAAGAUCCAACAAAGAUUGAAGACAACAUAUAUGCCUUGCGAACACUUGUUCAAGGUGAAAAAGGGCUAUAUUCAAGAACUGAUGACAUAUUCCUUUUAGCUUUUUUAAGAGCAAGAAAACACAAUGUGAAUGAAGCGUUCAAAUUGCUCAAAAACUUUUACAAAAUUAAAAAGGCACAUCCAAAACAACUUGAAUGCUGUCUUCCAUCAGAAAAAGGAUAUGUUUAUGACAUGGAUGUAAUGACAGUGCUAGACCAAAAAGAUAACGAUGGAAGGAUUGUAGUUAUCAUGAGAUUUGAAAAAGUGGAUUUCAAAAAGAUUGUCUUAGAAGAAUGCUUCCGGUUGACAGCAACAGUGCUUUCAUUUUGCUGUGAAGAUCCUCAUGUUCAGAUUUCUGGUGCAGUAUUUAUUGUGGAUAUGACAGGGUACGGACUUCAACAUUUCCUAGUUGCAACACCAUCAAACUUAUCACUUUUCGUUAAAAUGUUCCAGGAUAGCUUCCCUUUGAGGCUCAAGGGUAUCCAUGUUGUAAAUGCACCAUCACUUUUUAGUGCAGUGUUUGCACUUUGUAAACCAUUUUUGAAAGAAAAGCUGAGAAGAAGAAUUCAUAUUCAUGGUAGAAACAUGUCUUCCCUGCAUGAAUAUGUGCCUUUUGAGAUACUACCAAAGCAGUUAGGAGGAAUGCUUCCUGAUUUCAACUUCAGUUCGUUCAGAUCCAAAAUUCAACAUAAUGAAAACAUGAUCAAAGCAUGGAACAAAUAUGGAUAUGGUAUGAAACCUCAAGACAGUUUCAAAAGUGGAAUUUGAAAAUGAAUGUCAAGGUUUAGCUGACUAUUUCUAACAUGUAUGUCUUUAGAUGGUAAGAGAAAUUGUUAUGUAAACAAUUGUAUAAAAAGUCAGUAAAAUACAAUACAGAAUUC